Molecule: messenger RNA, 4500 nt
Organism: Eubalaena glacialis (North Atlantic right whale)
Lineage: Eukaryota; Metazoa; Chordata; Mammalia; Artiodactyla; Balaenidae
Product: leucine-rich repeat-containing protein 37A2-like
Exons: 11
Coding region: 390-4406 (1338 amino acids)
Source: RefSeq, a predicted model, not a curated record
CCACAGGUCAGCCUCCAGAGCCUCUUGUGGAAGCUGAGCCUUCUCCAAGUGAACAGGAACAAGCGACUCAGCCUUUGGAGCCUACAGAGCCUCCUGAGGAGGUGAAACCAGCAACCCAGCAGGAGACCCCAGCUCAGCUUUCAGAGUCUUUCAGAGAAGCUGAAACUUCUGCAACCCAGGAGGAAGCCUCAGCUCAGUCUCCAGAGCCCCCUAAUGAGGCAGAAUCUUCUCCAACCCAGCAGGAGAUCCCAGCUCUGUCUCCAGCAGAGACAGAACCUUCGGCAACCCUGCAGGAGCAACCAGCUCAGCCUCCAGAGCCUUCUUCAGGGGAGGUGGAACCUUCUCCAACUCAACAGGAACAGCCAGCUCAACCUCCAGAGCAUCUUGAAAUGACAGUUUCACCUCCAAGUCACCAUCAUGCUGGGCAUUCAAACUUAUCCAGUGUCGCUGUCAAACCUGCAGAUGUGGAGCUUACCGUAACAAAAGAGCCCACGCCAGAGGUGGGACCUUCUCCAAAUCAGCACAAGCCUUCAGCUCAGCCCUCAGUGCCCCGUACUAAUGCAGAAUUUUCUACAACCCAGCAUGAGGCCCCCACGCUGCCUUCACAGCCACCUGAGGAGGUUGAACCUUUGCCAGUUCAACAGGAGGCUCCAGCCCAAUCUCCAGAAGCCGGUACACGUAACAAACCUUCAGUACAAGAGGAGACCCCAGCUCAGUAUCCAGAGCAUCCUGGAGAAGAAGUUAUACCUGCCACAACCCAGCAGGAGACUCCAGAUCAGCAUCCACAGGCUCCUGAGGUUGUACCUUCUCCACCUCAGCAGGAAGCCACAGCUCAGCAUCCACAGUCUCCUGGUGAGGUUGAAUCCUCUCCAACUCAGUCUCCAGAGCUCUCUAAUGUGACUGUAGUUUUCUCUCCAGAGCAUCAUGUGACAACAGUUUCUCCUCUAGGUCAGGAUCAAGCUCAGCUUCUGCAGCGGCCCGCUGUCACUGUUAAACCUGUGGAUCUUGCACUUACCGUAACUCCAGCGUUCACUAAUGAGGUUGAAACUUCUCCAUCCCAACAAGAAACCUCGGCUCAGUCUACAGUGUCCCCUGAGCAGUUGGAACCUUUGUCAGUCCAGCAAGAGGUUUCAGAUCAGCAUGCAACCCCCACUAAAAAUGUUGAACCUUUUCCAGUUCAGCAGGGAGCCCCAACUCAACCAACAUACCCCGAGGUGACACUUCCAAAUCCAGAGCAAGUACAGGCUCAGCAUCCAACCUUGACUGAGGUCACAGUUCAACCUUUGGACCUUGAACUGACCAUAAGGCCCAAACCCACUAAGGAGGAUGAACCUUCUCCAACCAUGCAGGAGACCUUAACCCAGCCUCCAGAACCACCUAAGGAGGUUUUUGUAGCUCAGCCUCCGGUAUAUCAGAACCCAAUAGUUCCAGCACCAGAUCAGGAUCACACUGAGCCUCCAACAUCACCCAGUGUCAGAGUUCAACCUUUAGACCAGGAGCUUACCACAGCUGCAGAACCUACUACAGAGUCUGAACAUUCUACAGCCCUGCCGCAGACUACAGCUCCCCCUCCAAAACACCCUGAGGUGACACUUGCACAGCCAAACCUGACUCAAGUCACAGUUCCACCUGUGGACCUGGGAGUUAACAUAUCUCAGCAACCAAGGCCAUCUGAGACAGUUCCUUCGACUCAGUAUUCGGUAUCCACGGGUCUUCCUGGUGUAAAAUAUACCCCAGAAAAGGAGCAGCCAGAACAGAACGCCACCACAAACAUCAGCAUAUGUGAGCUCUGUACCUGCAAAAAUGAGACGCUGUCGUGUGUUGGUCUCAGCCCGAAGCAGAAGCUCCACAGAGUGCCUGAGCCAGAGCCUAACGCCUACAACGGCACCUUCACCGUCAUAAAUUUCCAAGGAAACUCUAUUUCUUACAUUGAUGAAGGUAUAUGGAAGGCAUACCGCUGGGCUGAGAAGCUAAUUCUCAAUCAUAAUCCUUUGACAACAGUUGAAGAUUCUUAUCUUUUUAAAUUGCCAGCAUUAAAAUAUUUAGACAUGGGAACAACACAAGUGUCACUUACAAUAAUUGAAAGCAUCCUCAUGAUGACCCUUGAAUUGGAAAAACUGAUCUUACCUAGCCGUAUGGCCUGCUGCCUCUGCCAAUUUAAAACUACUAUUGAGGUUGUCUGUCAGACAGUCAAGCUGCGUUGUGACAGUGAAUGCCUGACAGACGUCACACGUUGUGAUGAAGAAACAUCUCUUGGGAGUGCAGAAGGAUCGUUGAUGAAGGUGUUACAAGCCCGGAAGAAGAACAGCAGCACCGAGCUGAUUAUUGAGUCAGAGAGGGUGUCCUCAGAUAAAAGUGCUGUCAGCUUGUCAGGCGUCAUGAACGAGCAGCUGGACCUCCAUGAUAAAAGCGAUAGUAUCGGGGCACGAAAUUACAUACUGCCUUACAUCUCAGAGGGGAAUCUAGGAGAUGUGGAAUCAGCGUUAUUACCGUUCCUUCAGCUGCUUUUUUCAGACACACAAGAUGGAGAUAUGCCCCUGGGCCUUUUGAAAAACAAUACAAGGAGCCCUUCUGUUAAACGUGUACGCAACAAUUCAACUAAUAAAAAGAAAUUGAGGAAACUCCAUUUUCUGGAAAAUUUGUUAGAUGCAGAAACUCAAGAAAAAGUGGAUGAGGUGAAAAAGGAAGAAAAACCUGCCCCGCGUACGCGUUCCAACCUUUUAAGUGCCAUGUUUAAACGGUACAUCUUUCAAAAGAAAUUGGAAACUGCCCAACCACAGAAAGACAGCCCAGCAAAGACGGAGAGUACCGAGGAAAAGCUGCUGAGAGUGAACAGGGUCCUCAAGGGCCCAAGGGGCCUACAGAAAAUGCACCUCCAAGCAGUGGGAGAUGAGAGCCUCAGGAGGAAACAGAAUGCCCAGCCAUCUGUGGCGAGCACUGCCGAAGAAAGAAGGCUCAGGAGGCCAUCCCCAGGAAAGCUGCAACAGCUUCUCAUGGUGCAGAGGCCCAGGAAGCUGGUGGGAAAGUCCUCCAAUGCGGAGUCUUCAUUCAUAAAAGAACACAAGGCAGCAGGUUCCUCUACCCUGAAACAGUACUUCAAGGUGAGGCCUUCUGCCUCCAUCCCUCCAAAAUCCCCAUCUGACGUUCAAAGCAAAUCAAAAGACUUAUCCAACACUAUACUUGUUUUAGAGGAUGCAAAGGCUAGAGUUAGAAAUAUUAAGGAUUUUGAACUAAUCUCACAUUCUGGGAAAAAAUACAUCUUCCAUAAAAUUAGGACUCAUCGGGUCCAGAGAAAACCCAAAGUCAAAAGGAGUCGAAAGUUCAGAAAGAAAAGUUCACUCAAUAGAAUGAUGCUUGCAAGCCCUCCGUUCUCUGUAGUGAGGAGUCUCAUAAAUUCCCCUCCGCGAGAAGCUGUUUCACCUUCAAGAGAAGUGACUUCUCAGGAAAAUCCUUUUCCAGAAUUAUUUUCUCUUUCAGACCCUUCUACAGAAAACACUGCUUCAGAAAACAAUACUGCACAAAAUGUUUCUGAAGAAAUUAUUUCUUCAGGAAGCUCUACUCUGCCAGGAGGAACCGGCCCUGGAAACACUGCCCGUAAGGAUGUCUCCACUGCACACUCUGCUGUUGCUGCAGACAACAGUAUGCCAACUGUUCAACACACCAACGAAACACAAUGGGAGCACCACGACACGGGCACUGAAUUAUCCUCUAAGCCCACAGGCUUCACUUUCCCAGGGCUCACAUCCCCGGGUGAUCAAGUUGAAACUCAGCUAAACCAGCAGCUACAGUCCCUCAUCCCCAACGAUGACGUGCGAAGGCUCAUUUCUCAUGUUAUCCAGACUUUGAAAAUGGACUGCUCGGAGACCCACGUGCAGCUGGCCUGUGCCAACCUCAUCUCUAGAACAGGCCUCCUGAUGAAGCUUCUCAGCAAGCAGCAGGAAGUAAAGGUGUCCAGAGCGGAAUGGGAUACGGGCCAGUGGAAAAGUGACAACUCUAUCAGUGAGAGCACAGAAGCCCAGAGUGAGCAGAAAGAGCAGGAGUCAAGUGAGCUCACAAAAGAAGUUCCAGGAUAUGGCUAUAACAACAAACUCAUCUUGGCAAUAUCUGUAACUGUAGUAGUGACGAUUUUGGUUACACUUCUCUGUCUCAUUGAGAUUUAUUCUCGUAGAAUUGCAAAAGGGGAAGAUAAAAAAAGAAGCAGAAGGGGCUUUUUUCGAUUUCUGCUGCGUAAGAGAAGCUCAGGGGAAAGUGAGAGUCAGGAGGGCUUUUUUGGGAGAAGGCGGCCACUUUGGCUUAGGGAUAUGUAUAGGCCUCUCAACGCCACACGCAAGGAAAACAUGGCACAAAAGCUACACGACAGGGAGUCUUCUGAUGAGGAUGAGAUAUUCUAUCAGGAUGUACCGUAAAUGGGAAGUCAUCAAAGCCCCAGCAGAGAAGCUUCUGGCUGCAUAUUGGGUUGAUGAAGAGGCGGGUGAGGAAAGUGAGACCGCACACGAGACU